ACAGUUGUCAAAUGUAAUGUGUCAAACAUUUAUGGUGGACGUCGGGUCACUGUCGAAGUUAUAAAUUCGCAGUUCUAUUUUCUUUCCAUGUAUUAGUGUAACUUUGUUUAUAAAUCAUGAUGGAGGGUUCUCUAAGUAAAUGGACAAAUGUGAUGAAAGGGUGGCAGUAUCGGUGGUUCGUGCUCGACGAUAAUGCCGGUCUACUCUCCUACUACACGGUAAUUCACAAUAGUUCGGAAAAGCCCCAGGGUGUUCGCUGGUCGCGCCGCCCAAGACCAGGCAACAUAAGUACUUUAAAGAGAAGCCCAAGACCCUCGCUCAUUGCUCAGAACAAUCGUUUCGGCAAAAUAAUGAUAAAUAUAGUCCACAGAAUAAGAAGACAAACGAAACCCGUUAAUUUAUUGAUGUUUUCCAAAGAGAAGAUGACGCGAGGCGUGAGGCGAGGCUGCGUGCGCCUGCGCGCCGCCGUCAUCGGCAUCGACGACGAAGACGACUCCACCUUCACCAUCACUGUUGACCACAAGACCUUCCACUUUCAGGCCCGCGACGGCAGCGAGCGCGAAUCCUGGGUGCGGGCUCUAGAGGACACCAUCAGCCGGCACGGGCGCCGCGAGCGGUGGUCGCGCCUGCCCGCGCCGCCGCCGCGCCGCUCCGACCUCGAGCGGCGCGUGGCGGAAGCCGACAAGUACCUGCAGAUCAUGAUCGACUUGCGCGCGAAAUUAGACACGCGAGUGUCAGAGCUGACGGACCCCAUCGAGAAGAGUCGGGGGCAAGUGAUACUGGACCACGCCAACGCCAUGUUGGACAAUAUAAAACAUUCCAUAGUGCUUCUGCAAAUAGCUAAGAAUACAAUAAACCCGGUGAACGGCAUGUACCAGGGCCCGUCCAUCCCCUCCUCGCAAACACAUAUCAAACAGGACAAAAUCAGCCCGGAGCCGACGAGCGUGGAGCUCGGCGCGGAGUGCCGGGAGCUCACCACUUCCAUGUCACUGACGCAGCUGGACGACAGAUUGGACGCUAACCGAGCUAUGACGCUGCUGGUGCCAGACACCUCGUAUUCAUCGUCGGAGGGCGAGGACGACUUCUACGACGCGGACGACGAGCCCACGCGCCCCGCGCCGCCCGCGCCCAGCUUGGCCACUGGCGCCACGCACGCAGCGCCGGCGGGGGGCGCGCCCGAGCAGGAUGCGCAGCCGGCGUCUUCCGUGGACCUGCCCCGGACCAGGGACGGAGAAAUUGACUAUGACGCGUUGUACGAAGACGAGUCGGACAACGACAUCGGCUCGAUGGAGAACCACGGCUCGGUGGUCACGCACCUGCUGUCGCAGGUCAAGAUCGGCAUGGACCUCACUAAGGUGGUGCUUCCAACAUUCAUCCUGGAGCGGCGGUCGCUGCUCGAGAUGUACGCGGACUACUUCGCGCACCCCGACCAGUUCGUCAAAAUAGUGGACCAGCCCACCCCCAAGGAGCGCAUGGUGCAAGUGGUCCGCUGGUACCUGAGCUCGUACCACGCGGGGCGCAAGUCGCAGGUGGCCAAGAAGCCGUACAACCCCAUACUGGGGGAGAUAUUCCGCUGCUACUGGGACAUGGACGCGGCCACCACGAGUGUGGACUGUGGGGAGAAGACAGAAGUGGGCGCCGGCCCCGUCCCCUGGUGCUCCCCGCAGCAGCUCUGCUUCGUGGCGGAGCAGGUGUCGCACCACCCGCCCAUCUCCGCCUUCUACGCGGAGCACGCGGACAAGCGCAUACAGUUCGAGGCGUGGGUGUGGACGAAGAGCAAGUUCCUUGGCCUGUCCAUCGGGGUGCACAACAUCGGAAAAGGUGUCGUCACACUGCUGGACUUAGGGGAGCAGUACACGCUUACCUUCCCUAAUGGAUACGGCAGAUCAAUCCUGACUGUCCCGUGGAUCGAGCUAGGCGGAACCGUCACCAUAGAAUGCGCCCAGACAGGGCACAAAGCCAACAUAGAGUUUAUAACGAAACCCUUCUACGGAGGCAAGAAGCAUCGAGUGACUUGCGAAGUGUUCGCUGGUGAUAAGAAGCCGUAUUAUACGGCUCAGGGAGAGUGGAAUACCAGGAUGGAUGGACGGUGGACUGAGUCUGGGCGCACCGACGUCCUAUUCGACGUGUCCACAAUGAAGCCGCGUCGCAAGCGCGUGGCGCCCAUCUCGCAGCAAUCCGCCACGGAGUCGCGGCGCGUGUGGCGCCACGUGACGUGCGCGCUGCGGAGCUGCGACUGCGACGCGGCCACCGCGGCCAAGAGGAAGGUGGAGCAGGCGCAGAGAGACGCCGUGAAGCAGAGAGAGAGCGGGAACGACAAGUGGCAGCAACAGCUCUUCAGUGCGCGAGAGGACGAGGGCUGGCGGUACAACACGCCGCUGAGCGAGCGCGCGCCCGCCGCGCCCCCCGCGCCCCUCCCGACUAGCAGUGACAACGCAGAAAACACAAGAUAAUCCACUAGAAAUAAACAUUAAAAACUCCUUCGAGCCCACUUACUAGGCAUUCAAACUCCUUGCAACGCACCGACGAACGUUAGAAAUUUAAAAAUAAAACGUUAUUUUUUAAUCCAAGGCUCCUAAGAUUAUCGCCAUAUUUAAAAAAUAAAAAACAUAUUUUUUAACAUUACCUUUUUUAAUCCUUGACUCUUCUUAAUACCUAUGUAUUUUUUUGUAUAAAUUAAUUAAAAGAAUACCCUUUCUAUGGCCUAUGUGAAGUCCAGCAAUAAUGUACAUAUUUAAUAAACAUAAUUAAAGUAAAUACUUACUUAAAAUAGUCUUUUGAAAAGCUUAUUUAUACCCAGCUCAAGUAUCUGGGGAAUGUUUGAUGUUUUAAGUUGGGAUUUUUAUGGAAAUUAUGUACUGUACCUAGAUAGUUUUAAAAUAGCAUGUGUCGUGUUAAAUAUAAUAAGUUGUGAGGAAUGGGAACGAAUGUGAUUGAUACCUGUUUUUCUCUUCGAUAGUAAUGUCUAGCAUCAUUGUUCUUUGUUUCAUAAAUGUGAGGAAUACUCUUGUAAUAAAUAUCCUUUAUAGUCCCUAGGUACUUCUGUCGCGUAUAGAUUUGGUUAGCGUAGCGGCACCACGAUAAGGUUGCAUAUGGGUAGUUAAAAAAAAGAAAAAUGUAGUGAAAAGACUGAGAGAAUGUUGUAUCGAAAAAUAAAAACGAAUGUCUGUUGAAACGAUGGGAGACAUGUGCAAAAAUUAUAUCAUUCAAUCACAUAGUAUAUUUGAUGAAUUAGUUAUAAUACCAUGUUGUAUAUUUAAUAAAGAUUACGACUUAAACUAGA
This is a messenger RNA of Plutella xylostella (diamondback moth), 3283 nucleotides long. Lineage: Eukaryota; Metazoa; Arthropoda; Insecta; Lepidoptera; Plutellidae. The record is from RefSeq and is a predicted model, not a curated record.